AUGGUGAGUGCUGUGGCAAUGCCGCCACACUGCAGCCUGCACCCCCUACCCCCCCUGCCCGCACUCUGGGCGGCCGAGGCCAGAGCCCCAGGGCUGCUGGUCGCCCCCGAGGACUCUCUGUGCAGCCUCUGGGAGCCCCUGGGACCACCACCUCCCUUUUGGCUUUGCGUCUGGCUCAGGCCGCUGGAUCCCGGGGUCGCCCAAUGGGGGCUUGAGGGCGGGACCCAGGGGCGGGGCGCCUCCCAGCCUGCGCCCCACGUGUCCCCGGAGGCCCCCGGCCCCACCAGCUGGGGUAGGGGGCGCGCCGUUACUUCAUUCCAGCCCAUGGCCUCAGGGGCCCGGCGCGUCGUGCAGAGCCCCCGCGUCAUGGGGCGCGCUCGGGCGCGGGGCUCGCCGGGGGCCAGGCAGGGUCCCGGGGCCCCUCGCCGCCUCUCUGCUCACUCUCUGCCCUGCAGCGGCGCCAGCCCCGGCCGAGAACUUCCCGCGGCGCCCGCCCGGUCCCGAGCCGAGCCGGGAAGGCGACUUCUCUGGCCUGACAUGCCGCCUCCAGGAAGCCUUCCAGUCCUCUCCCUCCACCGAGUGCCGGCGGAGACUCUGGCAAAGCUGAAGGACCGCUUCUGGAAGAGGCCUCAGUGCCCUGCCCCGCCACCGCCCAGGAGCACCCAAGCAGCCCCCUGACCACCCCGUGGUGGCGGCCCCCAGCCCCUCAAAACAGAGGAGAGCCUGGGCUGCCCGGCAGAGCUCCUCUUCCAGUAGGGCAUUUUGUUUCCCUUCCUAUUUCGGUUGCCCGAGCUGGGGCCACGGACGGAUGGGACCUGCCUGUUUCGUCACUCUGAGGGAGAGGGUCCCAGGGCAGGUGUUGUGUAUGUUACAAGUUGUAAAUUGCCAAGUUGGGCACUGUGAGGGGCCUCUGGGGCCAGGACUGCCGUGAAGGCUGGUGGUGCCAACUCAGGCCCAGCCUGGGCCUGCAGCUGGACCUCUGCCUCCCAGCCGGAAAGGGCUGGUGCUUUAUGUUAAAGCCAAGCGUGUGGGUGUGUGGGUGUGUUGGGGGGUGGGGGAUGCUGUGCAUCCGGUAGGUUGUGGUCUGUAGACCCCUGUGAGUGAGGGGCUGUGGCUGCAUCCCUGUGGGAUGUGGGGUAUCCGUGGGUCAGUGGCAGAUGUUUGGGGGUUACAUAGCGUGUAUGCCUCGGAGCUGGGCUGUGGUGGAGCAUGAAUAAAUGUGCCCGUCUACAGCCUUGGCCUGGGUCUCUCCCUCUCUCCCCAAAGACUGUCAGGCCCCAGGGUGGGGGGCCACUGCCCUGCUGGUCCAGCCCACUCCCCUGGCCUGUGGUGAUGGGAACCCCCUCACUGAGGCCCCAAGCCCUUCCCUCCCCAGCUUUGCUUUGGGGGAGCCCCAAUUCCCAGAACCUCUGAG
Molecule: messenger RNA, 1414 nt
Organism: Choloepus didactylus (southern two-toed sloth)
Lineage: Eukaryota; Metazoa; Chordata; Mammalia; Pilosa; Megalonychidae
Product: caskin-1-like
Exons: 4
Coding region: 1-678 (225 amino acids)
Source: RefSeq, a predicted model, not a curated record